Molecule: messenger RNA, 5188 nt
Organism: Hirundo rustica (Barn swallow)
Lineage: Eukaryota; Metazoa; Chordata; Aves; Passeriformes; Hirundinidae
Gene: FBXW2
Product: F-box and WD repeat domain containing 2
Exons: 7
Coding region: 340-1704 (454 amino acids)
Molecular function (GO): protein binding
Source: RefSeq, a predicted model, not a curated record
GGAAGCCGCCUGAUCGUGAGAGCAGCGGGUCCGGGAGCGCUUUAUCUCCGGUGCCAGCGGUUCGCCCGGCGCGGAUUUGGCCCAGCCCUCCCCUCCCUUCAGCGCCGGGCGGUCGUGAGGCCCUGGUGUCGUCUUGAGGGUGACCCUUCUGUCGUGGCUGCCCGCAGGUUGUGGCGUGGGCUGCGGAAGUGCUGAGAGCCGGUCCUGCCGUGGGAGCGAUGGCGGCAGGGAAGCACCCUGCCGUGCUGGGCUCCGGGAGUCCGCGCAAGCCGUGGCGACUGCCCGCCGACGGACACCCCGCGCCGGGCUGCUACCUGAGGUAAAUUUUUCCAUAACCUUAUGGAGAAAAAGGACUUUGAAGCAUGGCUUGAUAACAUUUCUGUUGCAUUUCUUUCUCUGACGGACUUGCAGAAAAAUGAAACUCUGGAUCACCUGAUUAGCUUGAGUGGAGCAGUCCAGCUCAGGCACCUCUCCAAUAAUCUAGAGAUUCUCCUCAAGAGGGACUUCCUCAAACUUCUUCCAUUGGAACUUAGUUUUUAUCUGUUAAAAUGGCUCGAUCCACAGACCUUACUCACAUGUUGCCUCGUCUCUAAGCAGUGGAACAAGGUUAUAAGUGCCUGUACAGAGGUGUGGCAGACUGCAUGUAAGAAUUUGGGUUGGCAGAUAGAUGACUCUGUUCAGGAUCCUCUACAUUGGAAGAAGGUUUACCUAAAAGCUAUUUUAAGGAUGAAGCAACUGAAGGACCACGAAGCCUUUGAGACAUCCUCUUUAAUUGGACACAGUGCCAGAGUAUAUGCACUUUACUAUAAAGAUGGACUUCUGUGUACAGGAUCAGACGACUUGUCUGCAAAACUAUGGGAUGUAAGCACAGGUCAGUGCAUAUAUGGUAUCCAGACACACACUUGUGCUGCAGUGAAGUUUGAUGAACAAAAGCUUGUAACAGGAUCUUUUGAUAACACAGUAGCCUGUUGGGAAUGGAGCUCUGGGGCAAAGACACAGCAUUUUAGAGGACAUUCUGGUGCAGUUUUUAGUGUGGAUUACAAUGAUGAACUUGAUAUUCUGGUCAGUGGUUCUGCAGACUUCACUGUGAAAGUAUGGGCCUUAUCCACAGGAACGUGCCUGAAUACCCUUACUGGACACACAGAAUGGGUCACUAAGGUCGUUUUGCAGAAGUGCAAAGUCAAAUCUCUUAUGCAUAGUCCUGGGGAUUAUAUUCUCCUAAGUGCAGAUAAGUAUGAAAUCAAGAUUUGGCCUAUUGGAAGGGAAAUAAACUGCAAGUGCUUAAGAACACUGUCUGUCUCUGAAGACCGCAGCAUCUCCCUACAGCCCAGACUGCACUUUGAUGGUAAAUACAUAGUGUGCAGUUCAGCACUAGGAUUAUACCAGUGGGACUUUGCCAGCUAUGAUAUUCUCAGGGUUAUCAAACUUCCAGACUUCUCAAACGUGUCCCUGCUGGGCUUUGGAGAGAUAUUUGCUUUAUUGUUUGACACCAGAUACCUGUAUAUAAUGGACUUGAGGACAGAAAAACUGAUAAGCCGCUGGCCUUUACCAGAAUAUAGAAAGUCAAAGAGAGGUUCAAGCUUUUUGGGUGGUGAAAUGUCUUGGUUAAAUGGACUAAAUGGCCAAAAUGAUACGGGCUUGGUUUUUGCCACCAGUAUGCCAGACCAUAGUAUCCAUUUGGUGUUAUGGAAAGAACAUGGCUGAAAAGCUCACACAUACCGAAUCUUCAGGAAUAUAUGGCCUAUCAGCAGUGUGUCCAUAAAAAGAGACUUUGCAUGAACCAAAGUUGCACACCCAAUGGUCUCAUCAUGCAAUGCACAAUCAUUUACUUUUAUUUGGGCAUUUGGGAAUGGGUUGUUUUGGACAUUAUGCAAUGCAGCGUGCUAACAGUGUUCACCACAAAUUUUUGUCUAUAUUCAUGUUUAAAUAUACCUGUUUGGGCUUUGAAGUAUAGCUUGUAAUGUUUAAACCAUUCAAAUCUGAAAUCAAGUUGUCCUUGACCUGACUUCUGACCUUUUUUUAAUGGUUGAAACAAAAAGUGAAGCUACUAUUUUAGACCCAUAGGCUUUUGUACGUGUAACAAGAAAUACUGGUUACAGUGCAUGGCUGCUUAACAAAAAUGAGAAAACAGCAAACCCCUUCUAUCUCCAGAAUCUUUCUCUUCUACAUGUUUUUCCAUAUGAUAGCUUUAAAUGCUUAGCCUUUGAAACAGAAGAAUCAAACUAGUCCUUUAACUAGGAUCGGAUGCUGUAAGUUCAGGAACAUGUCAGUAUGAUCGCAGCAAGAAUGAUGCAGUUUUUUAAUCAAUCUGAUAGAGCUUGCAAUCCUGAUCAACCCUGGAGAACCCCUGACAUAUUUAUCAUCCUUGCUGAUAGUUACUCAGAAUGGCUUGAUCAGUAUUUUAUAGUCUUUAUUUCCUAGAGUUUGUGUUAAAACGUAAUUUAGUUCACAUGAAGGGGAAGGUGAUUUUCAGUCUCUACAGCAAGUCACUGUCUUACAUUAAAUGAUGUCUACCAGCCAUUCACUUUCUCCAAAAGUUGCAAUUAAUACAGUAUGUUUAAAGUAGUUGCUAUAUCUCGAAUUGGAAAGCAGGGUAAAUGACAGAAUGCCACUGGGGGAAAAAAAGAGUUGGAAGAACAGUACAGGAGUAGAAAAAAGUCUUAUUGAUCAUCAUAGGAGAUCCGAUGUACACAAGUUAACUGUUGAGUAGCAAAUACUUGUCGACGUACUUUUGUGCUAUUUGACAUGUACUUAAAAGCUGUAUCUACAUCAUCACAUGCAUUAGAAAUGCUUUUGGGUUGAUCCUUCCUUCUUCCCUCCCUGUUGCUUUAAUGUCUUUUUUUUACACAACUUGAAAGCAUGAGUUUUCGUGAAGACUGGGUCAUACCCUUAAAAAGACAAAGCUGUCUAGCAUUGCUAUUGUGAUUUUUUUCUUCCUAUUCAAGGAGGCCUUACUUUAUACUCAGUGAAGGCCAAGAUUCUCAAAUGUAUGUGGUAUGAAUGACACCAAUGAAGGGGAGUUUUCGUAUGCAAGAAUCAAUAUUUGAGUGAUGCCAUAGGAGUUGCAUAAAGCCUUGAGAAAAAUGUUGUCUGUACGCAAGGAUUUUAUCAACCGGAAGCCAAAUUCACUCUCUCCAUUCAAACAACACUGUAUGGGGCAUAAAUGAUGAGCUCAGAAAAGUGAGGUUUUGUUGGCUCACUCCAAAGCGAAGAAAGCUUCCGUGAAAAAGAAGGUUUUCAAUACCUUGUCUUGAAACCCAGUUCUCAUCAUUCGUAAUAUGGGAGUAACAUAACAGUAUCAUUAUGAUGUGUGCAGUAACUCAGGUUCUUCUGAAGGAGCAACCUGUACAGCACUGCAUUAACUUUGAAAGAUUAAACAGAGAAAUGUCCUUGUUUCCAAAACAGGAAAACUUGGUUAACUACUUUUAUUAGUAACCUUGACCAUGCAGAGCCCACAGAGAGGUGGAGCACAAGACGGCUGGAAAACUGAGCCUUCCAGCAAGAAUGGUGGGGAAAGGGAAGGUGGUGGGCAUGGGAUGGGGAGGCACUGCUACUGUCUCCAGAUAACUAGUAAGCCAUAAUGAAGACAAUGUCUGACUCAUUUCGGCAUCAUGUAGCAAGGCAAUGGUCAAUGGUUCUUGCAACAAGAGAAAUUCUUCACAGUGAGCUUAGUUUAAGACUGAAACAGCUUGCCCAGCCUUCCUAGACAAAGUCCUGAGCACACCAUGCUAUAAGCAGGGACUUGGACUUUUGGAUGCCCCUUCUGAACAAGUCAAAUUCUAAAUGGACCCAAGAUUGUAUGACUAACAGCAGCAGGUAUCUCAGAUACUAAUAUAGCUGCCAGUUUGUUGAUACAGACUGAGAGAUGCUGCAGUCACUGUGAAGCAAAGCAGAAAUUCCCUUUGGGCAUCUGAUAAUUAUACUAAUCCACUAAUGACAGAGCUCUUUGAGGGCACAGGUAUGUGCCACUACCAAGUAGAUAAAGGAAUGAAAGCACAACACUAAUGCAGAAAUUAUAAAAAGCAUACUUGCUUUCACACACACUUCUCUCUGUCAGACACCAAAGUGUCAGGCUAUCGCUGCCUUUAGACGUGCCUUCAGCAGGAAGAUUCUAAUAUAUUGCCACAUCUGCAAUGAAUGUAGGAAUGUAGGUCUGGGGGCUUAUCAAACAGAAAGUGAAUCUGAGAAACUGAAACUGUGAAACAGAAGUGAGCAAAUGAUUUUUGUAGUUGCUUUGGUUUCCAUCUGACCCUUCAGCAAAAGUCACUACUUAACACUAAUUCCAGAUAGAGGUUGGAAGAAAUGCAGCUUCUGUACCCUUAUGCCUACCAAAGAAACAAUAUAAUUCAACUUACCCACCACAUAAAGGACUAAAAUCCACCCUGUGUCUAAAUUUAAUGAAACAUGUUCCUAUGAGGCUUCAAGCUGCCAGGAAAAAAACCCCAACAAACUAUUAAGUUUCAUAAAAGUUGUUUGGCCAUCUAUUUUUUUUCCUCCUCAAAAUAGGUUCUUUUCAGUUUACAAAAGUAUCUUCUUCAUGAAGAUCAAUCUGUACCCCUUGCCUCUAUUAAAGCUUUCCAACACAACUCAGCACUUACCACUUCAGUAAUUCAGAACAGGUACGAUCACUCUUCUCAAACCUGUAUGUCUCCAAAGUCCAGUUAAACAAGACAUUUUUUAUCAGCAAAACUCCAACAGCUGUGUUUAGGGUUACAAACCAUCCCAUCUUUAACAUACACUAUUUCCAAGAACAUAAGAUGUAAUUUUUUUGCAACUGAAAGGAAGAAUGUGCUCAACUGCUUGUCUACCUUUUACUGAAAUGGGUGCAUACAAAUUUGGUACCCAGUGACAUACAAACUGCAAGAAUUAAGCAAUCCUACCUUUAAUACUAAUGACUGCAUUGACUAUUUGUACCUUUUGUACAUAGGUUGAAAACUGUUUUGCAUUAUUUGAAUCAGUUGACAAAUACUGAUUUUUAUUAUUGUUUUAAUUGAAAACAAACUGUACAUUUCUCAGAAGUAAUACUGCAAUCUGCACUGAUCCUUGAUAUCAUUAAAUGAUUCAUGGUUUACCUACAGAUUCCGUAAAUAAUUGCAGCAAAAUGUAAACUCCAUGCAGAAAUCAACUUAACGUGAUCUUUAAAUUAUAUUGUCUGUCUUCACACAAUAAAGUAGCACUCCACUUUCAC